AUGGGCAGACUUGAAGGUAAAACGGCUAUUGUCACUGGGGCCGCCAGUGGAUUCGGAAAAGCCAUAGCGCUUCGUUUUGCUGAAGAGGGCGCGAGAGUCGUCGUGGCAGAUCUCAAUAUCGACGCUGGUCAAAAGGUAGCAGCCCUGCAUGACAACCUGAAAUUUGUCCAGACGAAUGUCACACUACUCAGCGACUGGGAAAAGCUGGUCAAGGAAACCAAAGCUCUCUUCGGCCAAAUCGACAUUCUUGUCAACAACGCGGGCACAUCAUACCAGAACAAGCCAACACUACAAGUGACACCGGACGAAUACGACAGGUGUUUCGAUGUCAAUGUCCGGUCGAUCUUCUGGUCUGUGCCGACGGUAGUCCAGGCCAUGAUCGACCGAGGGCAAGGCGGAAGUGUGGUGAACAUUGCUUCUAUCGGCGCACUCAGGCCCCGUGGCGGUUUGGUGUGGUACAAUGCUUCGAAGGGUGCCGCGUUCAAUGCGACGAAGGGCCUUGCGGCAGAAUAUGCAUCAAGCAAGAUUCGAUUCAACGGCGUCCUCCCCCUCCUGUCUGCCACCGGACUAUGGUCAAGUUUUACAGGCACCGAGGACACACCGGAGAACAGGGCCAAGUUUGUCGGCAAUGUGCCCCUGGGGAGGCUGACAGAUCCCGUCGACGUGGCCAAUGCCGUCGUGUAUUACGCGAGUGACGAGUCGAGCUUUGUCACCGGCACCAAUCUAGAAGUCGACGGAGGGCGCGCUAUCUCCUAG
This is a messenger RNA of Fonsecaea erecta, 756 nucleotides long. RefSeq lists its product as hypothetical. Bases 1 to 756 code for a protein of 251 amino acids. The transcript has 2 exons. Lineage: Eukaryota; Fungi; Ascomycota; Eurotiomycetes; Chaetothyriales; Herpotrichiellaceae. The record is from RefSeq and is a predicted model, not a curated record.